Molecule: messenger RNA, 1412 nt
Organism: Fragaria vesca subsp. vesca
Lineage: Eukaryota; Viridiplantae; Streptophyta; Magnoliopsida; Rosales; Rosaceae
Exons: 2
Coding region: 143-1135 (330 amino acids)
Source: RefSeq, a predicted model, not a curated record
GUAGAAAAGGAUAAUAGGACUGCGUCGGAAUCAGAAACCCUAGAACUUCCUUCAUUCUCAUUUCGCAGAAUCCGUAUUUCACUGCAAGCUCCGAUCGCCGAUCGCCGGUUUCCGGUUGCGAAUUUACUCUCAGGGUUAGGAAAUGGCGGAGGAUAAGCCGGUGGAGAUCGUCGAUGACGUCAACGUUGGCGGCGACGGUGCCGAUGGCGUCGAUGAUUUUUAUGACGCUACUCAGACGGCAUCGCUGAGCCGGAAGGUGAGUUCGUUGGAGUGGGAGAAAGGGGAACUGGAGCGAGAGAAUAGGGAGACUAAGGAGAAGAUUGGCCAACUGAGUAAGGAGAUUGAGGUUUUGAAGAGCGGCGAGAAGGAGAUGAAGCAGAAGCUCAGGGAGAUGGAGUUGGAGGUGGAGCGGAAUGAUGAGGGGAAGAAUGUGCUGGAGACUGUUGCGAAUCGAGCCAUGGAGCUUGAGACCGAGGUGGCAAGGCUUCAACAGGAUUUGAUCACUGCUAUGGCGGAAGGCAAGGAGGCGAAUACUGAGCUUGCGGAGGUGAAGCGAGUGUUGGUAGAGAAGGGGGAGAAAAUUGAUAGCUUGGAGAAGGAGAUUGAGACUCUGAAGAAAGGGAAAUCUGAGUGUGAGAAGAGGGUUAGGGAAUUGGAGAGGAAUGUUGGGGUUCUGGAAGUGAAGGAAACUGAGGAGAAGAGUAAGAGGGUUAGGGCGGAGGAGGAGAUGAGAGAGAGGCUUGAAGCGAAAGAUGGUGAAGUCAGUCUGCUCAAAAGGAAAAUUGAGGAGUUGGAAUCAGUGAUUGGGAAGCAUGGUGUUGAGUUGCAGAAGUCGAUGGAGGAAAAGAGCAAGGUUGAGUUAGCGUUGAGGGAAUCUGAGGAUAAGUCUAAGGCUAUGGAAUUGAAGAUGGGACAACUGCAGAAGGAUAUGGUGGAGGCUGGAAGGGUUAUUAGUGAAGCGAAGGAGAAGACUGUUGGGGUCAUUAAUGGGACUGUGAAUGAAAUGAAGGAGAUUUUGGAAGGUGGAAAUGAGACAGGAUCGAAGGGAUUGAGCUUGCCUGUGGUUGCAGGGUCUGCUGGAGCCAUUUUUGCUGUGGCCGCUGUUGUCUUUGUGCUGUAUGGAAGGCGGAGGUGAUUAUACUAUGCAGCAAUUGAGAAAAAAUGCUGAGCGGGGAGAAAGCUCAAGGUUAGGGCUUAUUGCUUAAGAGCAUGUUACAAUUUUGUCAGAAGUACUGGAGGCUUUUUUUUGGCUUUGUUUUUUUACUAGCCUAUCAAUGUCUUGUUAGCUCUAAUUUUUGAAGCUUUCUUGUUCAGUUGACAUGCUAUGGUUGUGGACAAAUUACAUAAAUAUAUAUUUUGAAGGAUUAUUGUGUCUGUCAUCUCUAUGAUAUUUGUUAUGACUGUAUGGUACA